AUGGCUGAGGAAGUGCUAUUUGGACAUCGAAAUGAAGCUUUUGAGUAUAUGGAAGAAAGGACGGAUGAUAUUAUAACCACGGAACCGGGCUUCAUAACCCCUGCCGGCAUUCCUCAUACACGUUGCAGAUUGAAGCGACAUACCUGCAAACUUACCACCGAAGGUAUCAGCAGUUCAGGUGAUGAAGAAAUUAAUGAAAUGAAAAGAUUGGACGAGACGCGACCGGAGGAUUUACCGUUGACAUGGUUGCACCGUAUCAAAAAAUUGUUUCGAGGAGAUUUCGGAUCAUUAUGCCUUCUAAUGUUUCUCUAUUUGCUGCAGGGCAUACCUUUAGGUUUGAUUGCAGCCAUUCCACUUGUCUUAUCCGGUAAACAUGUAUCCUAUGGCCAGCAAGCUGUUUUUUCGUUUGCACAUUGGCCUUUCAGCGUAAAGUUACUUUGGGCACCGAUCGUGGAUUCAGUUUACUGGAAACGUAUAGGUCGUCGGAAAUCAUGGAUGGUUCCAUGUCAAUAUCUUAUUGGCAUUUUUAUGCUUUUAUUAUCGUACAGAGUUUCUGAAAUUAUAGGUGAUAGUCCAGGCAAGCUUAUUUAUUCAAAACCACCAAAUGUGCUUUUAUUAAUGUUUUUAUUUUUGCCAUUGAAUUUUCUUGCCGCUACGCAAGAUAUAGCUGUGGAUGGUUGGGCACUUACCAUGCUCUCUAGGGAAAAUGUCGGACAUGCAUCGAUUUGUAACGCAGCCGGUCAGAUGGCUGGUUUUGUUUUGGGAAAUGUUAUGUUUUUAAUGCUUGACUCACCCGAUUUUGCCAAUCAUUUCUUCCGUAAUAAACCAGAACCAUAUGGCUUAGUAAACCUAUCGG
Molecule: messenger RNA, 856 nt
Organism: Acanthocheilonema viteae
Lineage: Eukaryota; Metazoa; Nematoda; Chromadorea; Rhabditida; Onchocercidae
Source: the annotation of a GenBank genome assembly